Hemibagrus wyckioides is the source of this 7984-nucleotide messenger RNA. RefSeq names its product heat shock transcription factor 4 (gene hsf4). Gene Ontology annotation, biological process: regulation of DNA-templated transcription. Lineage: Eukaryota; Metazoa; Chordata; Actinopteri; Siluriformes; Bagridae. The record is from RefSeq and is a predicted model, not a curated record. The transcript has 12 exons. Gene Ontology annotation, molecular function: DNA-binding transcription factor activity; sequence-specific DNA binding. Bases 731 to 2038 code for a protein of 435 amino acids.
CCAAAAAACAUUCAAUAUGAUGCUUAUAUUAUUAGAGGCAGCACUGUAUAUGGUACUCUAUACACUGCAUAUAUAAUUUUGCCAGCAUUGGAGUUUUGUACCCUUGUGCAUUUUGUGUAAAUUUUGAUGUUCACUUUUUUAUUAUGGAUAUUGAUUUAAAAAGUCAUUUUACAUUUAGUAAGUAGUUUUUUCAAGCUGCAUUUUUCAUAAUUUAUUAAAACAAUGAAAACAAAUAAGAACAAAAACAUGUACUUGUGGGUAGACUGAUAUUUUAUUAAUAUAAUAUAAUUGUAUGUUUCAAGAAUUCAAAUAUCUGCAGUCAUAUAGCUAAACAAUAGACGAAAAAGCAAUUCAAACACGCGUAUGACUCACAACACUCAUGCACAGGUUUUGUUGGAGCAUUGUGUUUGGUGUAACAGUGCAGUAUUAUUCUAGGCUUUGUACGACCAUGUAUUGUUCCUAUGGCUUCUUUUGUUGGAGAGGUGGUGAUGAGGCUGCAUCCUCUCUUUAUGCUGACACAAGCCUACAUGAACGACACAAGCCUGAUAUGGCCAGAUGACUGAGCCAGAGAGAGGGAGCAAGCAAGAGAUACAGAGAACGUGAGAGGAACAGGAUCAGGAGCUCGGGAGGGCAGAGACCAGAAAUGGACUGAGCAGUCUUGGCUAGCAAAUGUACAUUUAUAUACACACAUCUCAAGUACAGAAACCCAGGCCCAGGGCUGAGAACAGAUAUGCAGGAGUCACCAGGUUCCAUAGGUGUGGAUGGAGGCUAUGCCAACAACGUGCCAGCAUUCCUCACCAAGCUGUGGACACUGGUGGAAGACCCGGAGACCAACCAUCUCAUCUGUUGGAGCACUACUGGUACCAGCUUCCAUGUGUUUGACCAAGGCAGGUUUGCCAAAGAGGUUCUGCCCAAGUACUUCAAGCACAACAACAUGGCCAGCUUUGUGCGCCAACUCAACAUGUAUGGCUUCAGGAAGGUGGUGAACAUUGAACAGAGUGGGCUGGUGAAGCCAGAGAGAGAUGAUACAGAAUUUCAGCACCUGUACUUCCUCCAAGGCCAUGAGCAUCUGCUAGAGCACAUCAAGCGCAAGGUGUCUAUAGUAAAAACUGAGGAGACUAAAUUCAGGCAGGAGGAUUUAAGCAAGCUUCUGUAUGAAGUACAGGUGCUUCGCAGCCAACAAGAGAACAUGGAGUGCCAGAUGCAAGAUAUGAAACAGCAGAAUGAAGUACUGUGGAGGGAGGUGGUGUCACUGAGACAGAACCACACACAGCAGCAGAAAGUUAUGAACAAGCUGAUACAGUUCCUGGUCAGCCAGAUGCAGACGAGCCCUCCCAGCACGGUGGGAAUGAAGAGAAAAUUGCCCCUGAUGUUGGAUGAUGGCUCCACCUCUCCUCCUAUCUCCAAACUCAGUCACAGCCACUCCAUGGAGUCAAUACAAGAGGCCUUCUACAUCCAAUCGCCAUCCACAGAAGCUGUCUCCUGUUCCACUAGCAACACUUUGACAGUAGGGCCGAUCAUCUCUGAUGUUACUGACAUGUCACAGCCUAGUGCCAUGGCUAUUCAAAUGGAGGAAGCACGGGAAAGAUGUCCAAUGAUUAUUAAGGAAGAGCCAGUGAGUCCAGGUGUGCACAGGUGGAGUGAGGAGGUUUCUUGUGGUGUGUGUACUGAACCUCCUGUUCUCCCCUUGGCCAUGGUACAAUCCGUCCUAGAGGGCCGAGGAUCAGGUGCUGCAGAGAGGAGGGCCAAGAGGACCAUGGACAGGCCAGAAAAUUCUGAAACUGUUGAAAAUGUGGACAUGAGCUUUGAAGAACUACAGCUGCUCCUGAGAAACCACCAGCAUAGUAUAGAGUCCAGCUCUGCCAGUGUGGAUACAUUCACAUUUAGCAUGCCCAUGAAUGAGUGGAACUUCACAGAGAUGGACCCAAAUCUCAAAUCAGAGUUGGCCAACAUCCUUGUCCCUGCUGCUAUGUCUCAGUACAUGUUCCAGUGUCAGGAGGGUGAAGUGUGCAAUACUAAUGGCUGUGAGGAACAGUAAGAACCUGACAUUGCAUCUGGCACAAGUUCCUCUUCCUGGACCGUCAGGUAUUACCUGCAGUUCAAAACAUUUUAUUUCGGAUAGCUUUAAUUCUAGCUGACAGCAUUGUCUAGCUAUGCAGCAGCACUAAAACUAAAAUAAGCUGCUCUGGUUUGGGGAAGGGAGGAAUCUGCGAAGUUUAAGGCAAACAUUUCUAUCUAGUGAAUAAAAUAGCCACAGUGACAUGAUGGGUCUGGAUUUACUGGUAUAAAUAACAUAUUUUUGUGUGGCUGGUAGAAAAAGAUGCCUAUUUCACAUAGUUCUAAUUCCAUACAUUCCAGGCUGCUGGGGGAGUUUCCUUCUGGAGUAUUUCUGACCGAUUUUGUGGUAUAACACUGGAUUAUUCCACAGUGUACCAAUUUCAUACAUUUCUUGCACAAUUGUUUAUGUGAUCUAAGGUGCAAAGGAUAAUGGCUGCAGUGGGAGAUCAGUGUCACCAGUAUAGAAAUUGGUGGCUUUGAUAGCAGUACAGUAGGAAAAGCAUUGUGGUUAAAUCCAAAUAAAAGAGAACUAUAACAAAGGUUUGCAAAGGAAAUAUAUUGCAAGUCAUUUUUGUAACACCAUGGUGCAGUUGCUUUUGGCCCUUAAAGAGAAAAUGUCCAUGACACGAGAUUCCCUGGGAACAGAGAUCUUACAGACUUCUAGUUAUAGGAGCCAUAUCAAUGGAGCAUGAAAUGAUUUGGUCUGUUGAAACUAAUGGGAAGGGAAGCUUAGCUUUCUCAAAUGCAUUUGCCCAGGUUCAUAAAACCACCUGGGAAAGUUUCAGGAAGCAUUGGCUGAUCUCCUUUCCUUGGUUAAUAUUGGUGGGAGUCUUUACUAAGUUUAAUUUAUUUCAAAGAAGUGGUCUUCAAAGACCACAAGAUAGACAGAAGGAGUUAUGCAGGAUACAUUUUAGUGCACCAAAACACAAAGUUAUGUUUAAAUCAGGACACAGACUGACCAAACCUCCAAAGUAUGAUUCACCAGAAGUGCUGGAGUCUUGAAAAAUAUGUGGUCAGUGGUAGGAUGGUUUAUCCCUUUAAAAUUAAAUCAGUGGUGCUCUGUAACAACAGAUCUGUGGCUACUGAGCACUUUGUCCACAGGGUUUUGUGUACAGUUGCCUUGUCCACCACCACCAAAUACAGGAGUCAAAUUCUAUCCCAUAGAGACCUUGAAGAAGACCUUAAGAAGACCAUGUCUUCUUAAAAUGGCGUUCCAUAUCCUGAGCACACCAGAUACAGGCUGUAAACUAGAACAAAAACGUUUAUGUCCAUUCAGCUGAAUGGUGCAUAUUUCCACAUUAAUUGCUGUGGAACAUAUUUUCACAUCACACAUCUCUUCUUCAACAUAAGUGAGGUGAUAUAACCAUGCAGAGACCUGCCCUUCACUCUAGUGCCCAAGAUGUUAAUUAAGUGGAUGUGUACCUUCCUAUCUGUAUUGCCUGUGAUACUGACAGUAUAGCACAAGUAACAAGACAGAUGGAGCUCCCGAUAUUAAAUAUAGAGGAUUUAUGGCUAAUAAGCAAUCACAAGAAAAUUUUAAUAAAAGUCAGUGCAGUCUUGAGUGGAAAAACCUGAAUGUGAAGGAUAGAGGAGAACAGGGCUUGAUAUCAGCAUAUCAUUGUGUGUGGCUGUUGUGCUGUGUGGCUAAUGCCAUUUCCAGGAACCUCUAAGUCGCUUAUAUAUAUUAGUAUGGAAAGACAAUACUAGGAUUGUGUUCUACUUCAAACAGCAAGGGGGCACAAAAUUACAAAUUAUAUUCAGGUAGUCAAGCAAGUACUGAGGGUAGAGGCCAACGGACAGUGGAUAGUUGAAUCCACACGAAGAUGGUUCUGCUAAAUCAGAGCACCAGAUCUGAACAGACAGACAGCUUACUGUGCAGUGUAGUUCAUGGACAGUAUCGAGACAAGGGUUCUGGUCCUGAAACACUGGGCAGUCCUUUGCAGAGUUACAUGUUGUGCAAAUUCAUCUGGCUAGCACUUGCACUUUUCCAGAACUACUUUUAUAGAUAUUUAGGGUAUACACUGAGGGGAAAGUACACACUUUUGUUUUUGUUUAUUUCAAUGUACUUCCAGUAUAUGUAUCUAUAUAUUUAUUUAUAAUUUGCACACAAAAUAUCUUUUGACUGUGUAUGAAAAAGAUGUAUUUAUAAACUACAAACUACAUGACAGUCACAGUUAUGAGUUUUUGGACAUCCCAUUCCAAAACCAUUGAGAAUAUUAUCAGGUUGGGCCUCUUUUGGCUUCUGUAACAGCCUCCACUCUACUGUGAAAGCUUACUGCAAGAUUUUGGCAUGUGUCUGUGUGAAUUUUGGCCCGUUCAGUCCAAAGAAGAUUUGUGAGGUCAUGCACUGAUCAGAUGAGCAAGCCUUGCUUGUAAUUGAAUUAACCAAUUCAUCCCACAAGUUGUUCACUGGGGUCGAUGUCCAUUUCCCCAAACUGUUGCCAUAAAUUGCCAGCACACUAAAAUGUAUGCUGUAGCAUUAACGUUACCUUCAUUGUAACUAAGGGGCCCAAACCCUUAAAAACAGCCCAGACAAGCAUUACUGUUGGCACUAUACAUUCUGGUAGGUUUAGCAGACUACCAGAUAAAGCGUGAUUCAUCACUCCAGAGAAUGUUUCUACUGCUCCCGAGUCCAGAGCUUUACAUCACCAGCUUUACAUCACUCCUAGAUGCUUCCAUGUCAUCAUAACAUCACUUACAGUUGACUGGAGUAGAGCUAGCAGAGAAAUGUGACUUGAGGCACUGUUUUAUGAAAGGGGCACGUUUAAAGAGUGUGUUGCUGACAACGCAAAGCCAUAGUUGGCAAUUACAUCUUCAAGAUUUCUUUGGUAAGAUGUAAUUGAUUUUUUUCAGUUUUGACCCAUGUCUUUUGAUGAAUUGUCUUUUAAAUAUCCAAGAUUAUAAGGGCCCAGUGAUGGACUCACGAUUUCAUAAUCCUCCAUAAGUCUUAGUUAGGCCAUGCAAGCUUCUUCUUUUUUCUUGAUGAAUGAGUCUGAGUCAUUUUGGCUGUAAGAUUGGGGUUAUUGCCUUGUUGAACAGUUCUUCUUCUCUCCAAAUUAUUUGGACACUGGAAUUAAAUUCUCCUCUAAUAUGUUCCUGUACAUCAUUCCAUCCAUGUGUCCAUGAUGUAAGAUGUCCAGUUUGCAGAGAAGCAGCCUUAUAUCAUGAUUCUCUCCUCUGUACUUCACAGUGGCUAUGGUGUUAUUUGGAUUCUAUGCUCCGAUUUGUCUAUGUGCUUGUGUGCAAACAUUAGCUGCACGUUUCUGUGCUUCUUUUUUAGCAGAGGAGUUUUAAGUGGGGUUUAGGAACAGCGAUGAUUGCAGUGUGGUUCAUUGCUUGUUGUUCUUUGUGUAACUGUUGUUUCUGCUGCUUUCAGGUCAUCCUGCAAAUCUUUCUGAGUGACUGCUGACUUCUCUUUUACCUUCCUUAUCAUUAGUGUGAGAGCGUGUUGUGAAAUCUUGCAUGGCGCACCUAUCCCGCGAUGAUUAGCUGUGGUUUCAUAAGAUUUUGAUCUGCAGAUUAUUGAACCAGCCGUACUGACAUGGAUGUUUAGGAUCUUGGCUAUGGCUCUGUAGGGUUUUUUACUGAAGGGUUGUUGUCCCUUUGGAAGCUCCUUAAUCUUUACCAUGAUUGUUGCUUUUUGUGUCUUCCUGACCAGUUUUUAAUAGACACCCAGUAUAAUUUGUGAGAACUUUAUUUGCAGCAGCAGCAUUUGCAUUUUAUAUUAAUGUGACCUUUACAUAUAUAUAUUAUAAAAUCAGUCUCAAAAUACUUUCACCUGUCAUUUCAAUUUUUAAACAUAUCUUUGUUUAUGCUUACAAAUACAUACAUACCUUACUGUUUAUAUUUAUAAGUACAAAGUGUGUGUACAUUUUUACCGGAUAUAUGCACUAAACAUAUAUAUUAAAUAACCAAAACAAAAGUGCCUAAAUACUUUGUUCUUCUCAUAGUAUAUCGUAGUUACACAGCAAUAACGCACAGGUGCAUUUCUCCAGGACAGAUCAAGAUUAAUUCAUUGGUGUUGAAUAGCAAAUUGUCCCACAUGCAGUUAUAAUACAAGGCCAAAAGCAAUCAGGGCAUUGAUAGCACCAUGUUGUAUUUUAGGGAGCAGCAAAGUUCCAUUACCCCAAGUGGUAGGACCUAUCACUGAGGGAACCACAUUGCUGCCAGUGUGGAGAUAUGCAUUAUUGUAUAAGAAUGUGGUCCAAAGUUGAAUGCACUUUACUAUGUGUUGGAGUUGCUGUAUGUAGAGUUGGCUUUUUCCUUAAUAUUACUUAGUUGUAAAUAUAAAUUUAUAUAUUUUCUUUUUUUUUCCAUUUCAUAUACUCUGUAUUUGUAUUUAAUUAUAUAUUUAUAGAAUUUACAGAAAUCAAUGAUACAAUCCUUUUUUGUCUAUAUUAUCGUAAGAGGUCUAGGGAUUUUCAGUGUGAAAUACAUGCAAAUACAUUUUGUUUUUUUUACUUAUUAGCAAACUAUAUCUGAAAUCAACAGAGGCAUCAUUGUCUAUGAUAUACAGUAUGCUCCAUUUCAGCUCCAUUUUAUGGUACAUGUCAUUGUUAGUCUUGGAUACAGUGAUACAGUAUACUCUAUUUGAUAAGUGAUACAGUAUACUCUAUUUGAUAAGUGAUACAGUAUACUCUAUUUGAUAAGUGAUACAGUAUACUCUAUUUUAGCUUGAAACAGUUUUUCCAAGCCCUUAAUAUUCAAAAUCAAUUAAUAUACUAAAGAUUUUACAGUUGAAUGUGAUAUAUUUAACAUUGUACUUGUGUGACUUUGUAAGUUAUUAUUCUUAAAACUUCACAGGUUAGGAAAAGCUCUGAUUUCAUUUUUUGAACAAAAUUCAGCUUAGUUUUCAUUAUCUUGUAUGAUAUGAUUCAUGCAUACACUGCUGAAUUUAUAUACACUCUUCCUCCAGAAUGUUUCAUUUUAGCAGCAGGAAAACUCAUUUGCAAUGCUAGUUGCGCCCCCACUGAUGUGUGAACGUAGUUUUAGUAGGAGAAAGAAUAUAAAAUCAGAAAAGUCAGAACAGCACACAAAGAGUGCAAUCCCACAAGCUUAUUAAAGGAUCAAUUAUAACUACAGCUCCAUUUACAUCUGAUCAUAUGUGAUACAACUCCAGUCUGGCAGAAAUGUUGAGGUUUUACAGCUAUCUGGACACAAGAUUAAAAAUUAGUAUAGCCAUCAACCAGUAAAACUAAUCCCAUCUGAAUAAGUCUAAAGUGAAAGUGUUUGCUACUAAAAAAGGAUCUUUCCUAGGCAGCCUUAUUAAUCCUAGAAAACCCUAGAUCUCUUACAAGCUUUUUUUCUUUUCUUUUAAGUAUUUAUUUCUGAAAAGUGCGAUAUGUGAUUUGUAUUAUUUGCCAAAGACACAAUACAUAUGUAACCACGGGUAUGUAUGGACAGACACACAGUAGUCCAGCUAUAUUACCUAGAUAAACAAUUGUUUAAAAAAAUGGCUGGCAUAAUAAUAAUAAUAAUUGCACUAAGAAUGGUUACUGUAUUAGAAAUAGCAUGGAUUGUUUUCAUGUUUAUUACAGCUGUUCUACUUUAAGAUGCUUUUUACACUGGUUUUGAAGAGAGUGUUUUUCUUUUUCAUUUUCUUUCCAUCCACUGUUGAUAUUUUCCUUUCUUUUUCAUUUGAUGAAUUGCACGUGUAAUUGAUAAAUGUAUUCUACUGUAAUGAAAUGGUCAGAAAUUCAACAAUCCUGCUUGCUGGUUUCAUAUAUGCACUUUUCCCGGAUUCAUUAAUGAAAGGACUGCUUAAAAAAGUGAUCAUUUAUUGCUGCUAUAUUUUCACACUGCACUUUUUCCGUCUGUAAUUACCAUCAGCAAAGUGUGUUGUGUUUAAACAUCUGAGCCAUGUACUCAUUAUACAUGAAAAAACAGAUAUGUCAAUACCGACAUACUGUAACAGACACUUAUUUUG